AGAGAAAUGAAGGAAUUUGAUGAUUUUAUUCAGAAUACAGGGGUUAUUGAUUUACCUUUGGUGGGAAGGAGGUAUACAUGGUAUAAUUCCAAUGGGAAAUACAUGAGCAGAUUGAUAGAUUUUUGUUGACAGAGGAGUGGAUUUUGAAGUGGUGUGAUAUGAAACAAUGGGGCCUUAAUAGAAACGUAUCGGAUCAUUGUCCCAUUUUACUGAAAAAUGAGAAGAUGGAUUGGCGACCAAAGCCAUUCAAAUUUUUUGAUGCUUGGUUUGAUCAUCCGGGGUGCAAGGAGUUUAUCAGGGAAGUGUGGAAGUCUACCAUAGUUAGGGGAUGGAAAGGGUACAAGCUGAAGGAGAAGUUGAAGAGAACAAAGAAAGAGCUGAAGGAGUGGAGUAGGAACUCCGUACCAGAAGUGGAUAGUAAGAUAAUGGAAGCUGGAAAGGGGAUUGCCACAAUAGAUGAAAGAGGAGAGAACUGUCAACUCUCAACACAGGACAUCGACCAAAGGAGAAAUUGCUUCAUAGAGUUGUGGAAGAACUUAAAAAUCAAAGAAAGCAUGUGGCAACAAAAAUCCAGAAAAAUGUGGUUAAAAGAAGGGGAUGUGAACACAAAGUAUUUCCAUAGAUGUGCGAAAGGAAGAUCGAGAAGAAAUGAAAUACUUUGUAUUCGCAUCAAUGGUGUCCAGCAUACAGGGGUGGUAGAAAUAAAGAAUGAGGUGGCAAAAUAUUUUGAGGAGUUAUUUACGGAAGAGAAAUGGGAGAGACCAAAGCUAGAUGGCAUUGAUUUCAAGAGGAUAUCGGAAGCAGAUAAUGACAUCCUCACUGUAGCUUUUUCUGAAAAAGAAGUUAAGGAAGCAGUGUGGGAAUGUGAAUCUUCAAAGUCCCCAGGCCCAGAUGGUUUUAACUUCAAAUUUGUAAAAGUUAUGUGGGAAGACAUUAAAUCAGAUGUAGUGGAGUUUGUGCAGGAGUUUCAUGAGCAUGGCCAGAUAGCUAAAGGUUCAAAUGCUUCUUUCUUAGUCUUGAUCCCCAAAGUGGAAAACCCCCAAAAUAUUGAAGAGUACAGACCCAUAUCACUCAUUGGUGUCAUGUACAAGAUCUUAGCUAAUCUCCUUGCAAACCGACUGCGGAGGGUGAUUGAUAAGGUGAUCAGGGAGCAUCAAAUGGCUUUCCUCAGGGGCAGACAACUAGUAGAAGGGGCUGUGAUUGCUAAUGAGGUGAUUGAUGAGGCAAAGAGAAAGAAAAAGAAAUCUUUCGUUUUUAAAGUCGAUUUUGAAAAGGCGUACGAUAAGGUAUGCUGGGGUUUCAUUGAAUACAUGAUGUUAAGAAUGAGUUUUUGUGAAAAUGUAAGGCGGAAAUCAAGGAAAUCAUUACCAAAGAAAGGGCACAAGUCAGCAACAGUUCAGAGUAAAUUAAGGAGGAAGGGAACCCAAGGCUAUCCAAGGAAAGGACUCACCUAAUACUCCUAUGUCAAAUGCAAAAGGUAAGUGCCACAAAGUAACCAAUACUUAGUAUGUAACAAGAUAUAGAUAAACGUGAAAGAGGGAA
Rubroshorea leprosula is the source of this 1542-nucleotide messenger RNA. The record is from the annotation of a GenBank genome assembly. NCBI's taxonomy places the organism in Eukaryota, Viridiplantae, Streptophyta, Magnoliopsida, Malvales, Dipterocarpaceae.